Molecule: messenger RNA, 1472 nt
Organism: Astyanax mexicanus (Mexican tetra)
Lineage: Eukaryota; Metazoa; Chordata; Actinopteri; Characiformes; Acestrorhamphidae
Product: E3 ubiquitin/ISG15 ligase TRIM25-like
Exons: 3
Coding region: 115-1110 (331 amino acids)
Molecular function (GO): zinc ion binding
Source: RefSeq, a predicted model, not a curated record
CUCAGCAUGUUGGAAACCCCACCUCCUUGACUUCUUCCUCAUUGCUUUACACUGGAAACGAAACGAAACAGAAAGUGUUUUCUGAUUGCUGGUCUGUGUAGGAGUGUGUGUAAAAUGGCUAAAGCCCCGACAAAAGAUCAGGAUUCCUUCAGCUGUCCGAUCUGCCUGGACCUGCUAAAGGAGCCGGUGACCAUUCCCUGUGGGCACAGCUACUGCAUGAGCUGCAUUCAGCACUGCUGGAAAGAGGACCAGCACCCGGACAGCGUCUACAGCUGCCCCCAGUGCAGACAGGCCUUCUCCCCAAGACCCGCCCUCAACAAGAGCACCAUCAUCGCCGAAAUGAUGGAGAAAAUGAAGAACGCCGGACUCCUGACCGCGCCGGCGGCUCCGCGAGGCACAGGCGAGGUGUCGUGUGAUGUCUGCGUUGGUACAAAGCUCCAGGCCGUGAAGUCCUGCCUGGUGUGCCUCGCCUCGUACUGCGAAACUCACCUCAGGCCUCACUAUCAGUCACCUGCCUUUCAGAAGCACACGCUGGUCUCAGCCUCCACCCAGCUCCAGCAGCAGAUCUGCCCACAUCACAGCAAACUGCUGGAGGCGUACUGCCGCACUGACCGCCGCUGCGUCUGCAUGCUGUGCAUCCUGGACGAACACAAGGGGCAUGAAGUUGUUUCUGCUGCCAAAGAAAUGGGCGAAAAACAGAAACAGCUGAUUGAUACUCAAAGCAAGUUCAAGCAGCAGAUUAAAGAAAGAGAGAAGGAGCUUCAGGAGCUGAAAGAAGCUGUACAGUCUUUUAAGCUCAGUACACAGGCUGCAGUGCAGGACAGUGAGCGGAUUUUCUCUGAGUUGAUUCGAUCCAUUGAGAAGACUCGCUCUGAGGUGACGCAGCUGAUUCGAGCCCGGGAGAAGGCAGUGGUGAGCCGGGCUGAAGAACUGCUGGUGUGGUUGGAGCAGGAGAUCACUGAGCUGAGGGGGAAAGACAAUGAGCUGGAGGAGCUUUUACACACAGAGAAUCAUAUCUAUACACUACAGGUAGAAAAUAUUGAUAUACAGUUUUUCCUACAUUAUAACAGAAUAGUUUAUAAAACGGGUUAUAAACAUGAAUGUGAAUAGUUAAUUUAGAAGUGAAUAAAAUAUAUAGCUUUUCACACAAUUACACUAGACCUUUAAAAUAUUUUUAGUGAUCAUCAGAUCACUGCCAGCAGGAAUAGCAAAUAACGAGAGUUUAAUAACAAAAAGCCAAAGAAAACAAAACAAACCAAAAAUAAAACAAAAACUGAAACAAUGAAGAAACACACAUUACAUAUAAUCAGGCAGAAACAAAGAAACAAAACAACCUGACUGACGAAAAACCCACAAGAACCGACAAGAGACAGUGAAACAAAGGGGCCAUAUAUACACGGAAGUGGACAGGAAACAGGAAACACUUAGGUACAUGUAACAAGGGGGCGGAGCUACAAAUGGACACAGGAGAG